AUUUCACCGACCAAAGUGUUCAUGUGCCAAUCAAAAGGAGAUGAACCAAUUAUCAAGUCAGUAAACUUAAUAAACAAUUCUAAAAUGCCUGGACAGUAUCACGUGCAAUAUGAUUGGACGAAUUGUCCGAUAAAAUGUCAUCCAUCGUUCGGAGUCAUUCAAAAUCGGAUUCAGAUCAAAUUGGAACUAAAACCCAUUAAAAUCGGAUAUUAUUAUAAACGGCUCUAUAUUCUGAUUGCGUACCAUCACCCCGUUUACAUUGAUAUAUACGCAUUUUCUGGUACGAUGAUAGGGGAUCCAUUUUCCUACUUCAAGUCGCCGUUCGGACCAUUGCCGAAACCUAAAAACAAUUACAUCGAAUUCUUUAAAGACGUCGCGCAUCCUAGGAAUGAUGUACAACAUCGAGUAAUCGUAUCACCGAAAGAAUUGCGAUUCGGUUACGCGAGGAAUACAAAAACCUUGAAAUUUAACGUACACAACGAUUCCGAUACAACACUUUUCAUAAACUGGAUACACGAACCCAGCAGUGAUAACCCUUUCACAAUAAGUCCAAAGCAGUUUUAUAUCGAUAGCCACGAUACGAAAAAGUUGAAGUGCACGUUUCGACCAAAAAUCGUUCCAAAUAUUUACUUCGUUGAGUUUGAAGCUAACGUUUAUUUUGGGACCACCAACAAUUCACGACUGUUGGCUAUGAAUGAUGCAUUUCAGAAUCACAUGUAUGUUGUUCCGAUGAAUAUUUCAUUAACAGUCGCAGGACAUUCUUCCGAUAAGCCUUUUAACGGAUGGAAAUCAACAUGCAAACUCAAAAACCGCGUGAUAGUAAUGCCACCGACCGUGCCAGCUUCUACACCCGUGUUCGCCACUUUGUUGAUUAAAAAAAUCGUGUAUGUACCGACGACGUUUGAAUUACGACCGCCCAAUAAAUCAAUGUUUUUGGCGAAACCCAUGAUGGGAAUGAUAAACAGCGAUUAUCAAAUUGUAGUGUUUCAACUGAUGAAAACGAGUAACAAAGAGUCGCUUUACGCCGAACGAUGGGAUGUAAUAUUCGACGGUUUCGAUAAUAAUUUGAUUAGCAUAGACAUCUACGCGAGUGCAGAAUUCGGGUGCGUGACAAUCGGCGAGUGGAAUCACGUGGUAGUGCCGGACGACGUUCAAGUGGGUUGCGAUAUGUGGAACGGGCACAUACCGAUAGUCAACAUGACUAGGCAUAGGUUACGGUAUUGCAUAGAAAUGAAUAGUCAACAUCACUCGGUGAACAAUGAGGUGAUAGAGUUUCCGCCUGAUAAGCGUCGUUAUUCGUGGAGUUUAGGGGCCAAAGAAGAAAUUGAUGACGAAGAGAUCGGUGUCGAAUACACAGACUAUUACACUGAAUUAGAAAUAGAUGCCGGAACGGAAAUGGAUGUCGGAUCGGAAAUGAUAGAUGACGGAUCGAAUAAAAACGCCAAAUCAGAAAUGGACGCGGAAUUAAAAAAAUACGCCAAACCGAAAAAGAACGCCGUACCGGAAAAGGAUACUGGAUCGGAGUAUGAUGAACCAAAAAGGAAAGCUGGACCUGAUGAGGACAACGAAUAUUCAUCAAUGAAUCAGAGCUAUGACGAGUAUUCGAUCAAUUCUACAACAGUGUCUGUGAAGAAAUUCGAACGACUGUCAUCGAUGCUACGGGGCGAAGUUAAGAGAUGUGAGAGGACGACACCGUGGCCGUUUGUGUUUUCGUUCGAUAAGCUAGUCGGCGAAUUGGGGCCAAAUGAAAGACGUAACUUGCGAUUAUCGUUCCGUCCGACAGAGUGCCUAACGUAUACGGCCGACGCAACAUGUUAUUUAACCUGCGACCACGACGACUAUCCCGAAAUUUUCAACGCGCUACCUGUCACCAUCCAAGGUACCGGAUGCAAAACGCGAUUCCAAGUAACGCCAGAAAAUUGUAAUUUGAACAAUGUAAUAAUUAACAUGGAAAGAAUACAAAGAUUUAUAAUCGAAAAUAAAAAUCGUUCUUACGCAAAAAUAAAAAUUGUUACAAUUCCAACAAGAUCUAUGAUUUGGUCUACUUCUAUAUGUAAAUUGAAUCCAGAAACUUUUCUAUUCACACCUCAACAAAAUCAAUGUAAAAUUGAUUUAUCCAUAUACCCUACAGAGUUGGGAUUUCAAAAGUUUUUCAUCAACAUACAGUUUGAUCCUAAAGUGGAAUCUUAUCAAGAAAACGAUUUUACAAUAACGGUCAGUAUGAACGUCAUAACAUGUAAAUUGCAAAUUUUAAAAAUAUCUAACGAUUCUAUACCUUAUUUCGGAAGAUUGACUCUGAACAAACUUUUUCAUUGUUUAAAAAUAAAUAACAAACUCGAUGAAAUUUAUACAAAAAAUACUUCACCAUUAAUAUGGACUAUACCUGCAAUUUCUGAAUCAACUACUUUUGACAUUCAAUUAUAUAAUUUUUCAAAAAUACCAAUAAGUUGGGGAAUAAAAUACAGCGAAUGCAUAAAAUGCACAUCGAAAAACAAAAACAAUAAUAAUAAUAAUAACCAUAAGAACUGUAGAUCUCUUUCCAAUAAGUGUGAACACUACAAAAGUAUUAAUAUUACUCCAACUGUUAACUUGAAAAUGAAUAACUUUUCAAAAAUACAAAUUGAAUUAAAUACUAUAACUAAAGAUGAAAUUAAUUUGAAUUAUAAAUGGUCAAUUGGAUUUUAUAAAUCGCUAUUAUAUAACACUGAGUUGCUAAUAAAACCUAAAACAUUCAAAGACGGUUUAAUUUCAUUUGAUCCGAAAUACGGAACAGCCGAUCAACUAGAAUUCAAUUUUUUACCAGUAUUCAUAGCUCAUCAUAAUCCACCAGCACAAGCUUUUUGGGUCUACAAUAGCAAUAAUUGUGAUGUAACAUAUUCGAUAAUUGAUGAUUCAUUAACACCUGCACAUCCAUAUUUUCGUUGUCUAAAUCCAAAUGGAGUAUUCAGCUCUAAAUCAGUACACCCAAUACUAUUUGUGUUUUCACCUAACAGAUUAUGUGCAUUUGAGGCUACCAUUAUGCUACUAACAAACAAUUAUUACAGACGCCAAAUAACCCUUUUAGGACAAGGUGAAUCGUAUACUAGAACCACUAUUUCACCAGGACAUGGUUUGUCAUCAUUUUUACCAAUGCAGAAUGAUAGAAAAAUAUUUUUAUCAACGGAAAAUAUAAUACUUAAACCAAUAUUAACACAAUCAAAUACUAAAUCCUUGUUUUGCCUGUAUAACAACAGUGAUGAAGAAAUUAUUUACGAGUGGAACGAGUGUACAGUUGACAAAAUACUUACAGCUAUUAUAUGUCCGAUUAAAGGAAAUUUGAAAAAAUAUAAAAGUCAAAUAUUUGAAAUGUCCAUUACUAGUUAUAAUGAACCAGCUAUCUUAACAAUUAUGUUAAAUAUUAGCUAUAAGCUAGUUUCUCAAAUUGAAAAUUAUGAACGGUCAUUAAAAAACUAUAAUAUAAACAAAAACAGACUUGAAGGGUAUUUUAUAAUCAACGAAUGCGGCAAUUAUAAACCAAAAUUAAACAUGAAAAUAGAAAAACAGCCGCAAGAAAAAUAUUUAGUUCUGUAUGCUUAUGUUAGAAUAAUCGAUGAAUUUAGUAAAUGGAUAAAUGAAGCAAAACAUAACAUAAAAAAGCAUAAUUUUCAACAAGAUAAGAGAAUUAUAAAACAAAAAUUAGUCUGUACAGAUAACUUUCGAAAUAUUUUAUGGGAUGUUGUAGAUAAAAUUUGUUCAAAAGAAAUUGAUAACAAGCCAUUAUAUUAUUACCAAUUAAAAAAUUCAAAACAAAACUAUCAAAAUGAUAUAUCAAAAACAACAAGAAAUAAUUUGGAAACUAUUUUAACAUCACUUAUUAGAGACAGUUUGAUUAACAUAUUCCCAUCAAAUACAUGGAAACAUUAA
Messenger RNA from Melanaphis sacchari, 3903 nucleotides. RefSeq lists its product as uncharacterized. NCBI's taxonomy places the organism in Eukaryota, Metazoa, Arthropoda, Insecta, Hemiptera, Aphididae. The record is from RefSeq and is a predicted model, not a curated record.